AUGGACAUUGAUGCUAUUGCCACGUUGCCCUGUGACAUGAAUGCACUCCCUAGUCUUCUCCAGGACAUUGCCACGCAAGGGAAAGACCUUACGGAUAACAACAGUCAGACCAGACAGCAACUGCUGAAGUCCGCUCGUGCGCUUGUGCGUGCGCUGGAAACCCCGAAAGAAACCAUUAUUAGACUCUGUUGGGCCGAGCCAAACCUGUAUAGUUCCAUCUACACGGCAAUCAGUCUGGGGCUGUUUCCCCUGCUAUCGAGGGAUGGGGAUAGCCCGAAAACGGUUUCUCAGCUAGGUGCAUGGAGUGGAGCAGACCCUGUGCUGUUAAGCCGAAUUUUACGGCAUCUAGCCGCCAUGGGCACGAUACAGGAAACGGGGCUCGAUGAAUAUCAGCACACUAACCUCUCCAGAUCGUUGGCCACCGACAAGUAUGGCUCUGGAUUUUCAUGGAUUGCCCAAGGCGUCAUUCCGACCAUCUACCACCUCCCAAAAUACCUGAAGGAGAAUGGGUUCCAAAACCCCACGGAUCCCAAGGAUGGGCCCUUCCAGCAUGCCUUUGGUACCUCGCUACAUUGGUUUGCGUGGGCCGCUAGGAAUCCACAACUCAUGACGGAUUUCAAUCAUCACAUGGGGGCAUACCACCAAGGCCGGCCCAGCUGGAUGGACGCGGACUUCUUUCCCGUGGCGCAAGGACUCGUGAAAGGAAUGAAGCACGACGCGGAUUCGGUGUUGCUGGUCGAUAUUGGUGGCGGGAAAGGUCACGAUCUGGAAGAAUUUCGCCGAAAGCAUCCUACCGCACCCGGCGGCUUAAUUCUUCAAGAGCUCCCGGUUGUGAUUGACGAGAUCCAAGGAAGCAUCGCCCCGACAUUUACCCCGAUGGUCUAUGAUUUCUUCACCGAGCAGCCCAUCAAGGGGGCUCGGGCUUAUUUCCUUCACUCCAUCCUGCACAACUGGUCCGAUGAAAGCUGUCGGAAGAUCCUGGCGAGAGUUACGGCAGCCAUGGAACCGGGAUACAGUAAAUUACUGGUGAAUGAGAUCGUGAUCGCUAAUACCGGGGCCGACUGGCAAGAAACCGCGCUAGACUUGAUGAUGAUGAAUAUGCUAUCUUCGCAGGAGCGCAACGAGGCUGAAUGGAAGCAGCUUUUCCAGUCCGCUGGUCUGAAAGUGGUGAAGAUAUGGAGCCAUGAGCAGGGGGUUGAAAGCCUUAUUGAGUGCGAAUUGGCCUGA
Aspergillus ochraceoroseus IBT 24754 is the source of this 1227-nucleotide messenger RNA. RefSeq lists its product as uncharacterized. Gene Ontology annotation, molecular function: O-methyltransferase activity. Lineage: Eukaryota; Fungi; Ascomycota; Eurotiomycetes; Eurotiales; Aspergillaceae. The record is from RefSeq and is a predicted model, not a curated record. Bases 1 to 1227 code for a protein of 408 amino acids. The transcript is spliced from 5 exons.